Molecule: messenger RNA, 2699 nt
Organism: Alnus glutinosa
Lineage: Eukaryota; Viridiplantae; Streptophyta; Magnoliopsida; Fagales; Betulaceae
Product: protein DETOXIFICATION 42
Exons: 14
Coding region: 829-2373 (514 amino acids)
Biological process (GO): transmembrane transport
Cellular component (GO): membrane
Molecular function (GO): xenobiotic transmembrane transporter activity; antiporter activity
Source: RefSeq, a predicted model, not a curated record
AUAACAUUAAUUACUAACACCAUUACAACAAACUAUUAAUUAUGGGGUAUUUAUUUCCUUCACUUUAGUUUUGUUCGUCAUUGGUAGUUUGCUUGGUUUUUCUUCACUCGCUCAAGUUUGUGCAUGGAAGGUUGAGAGGAAACACACACUUGGCAGCCUCUUUUAGAGCCAUGCGCAGCCACAUGCAGUUGAAGAUUUUGAUGCAAAAUAGGCGUUUCAGUUGAAUCUGAUACCGCCACAUGUCCUUCUUGUUUGUGGGGGACUCCGACAGCACUAUGCCAUGGCGUGCCCACCAUGAUACAAUCACACCCGCUUCUCCUUCCGGCCAUCAAUAGAGGCGUGUCUUCUUCUCCCUCUCACACACAGACACACAAUUAAACAUGUUCCAUUCUUCUUGUUAUGGUUGUUGUGUGAAAGUGAUCGAGCGAGACACUCUUGUUUUUCCUUAUUGGCUUGGAAUUAAUGGGUUCUGACUUCUGAGGUUUCAAAGGUGAAAGUUCUGUGAGUUACAAGUUUCUGCGUUAGGAACUUUCGGAGGAAAGUUCUUUGGACUUCCUGUAAAAGUGAAAGGUUCUUUUUUCUCUAUGGACUUUGAAUUGUAUCCUGAUUCGUGAUUCAUGACGGAGAGAGACAGAAAACAAGAAAAUGAAGCUUAUGUUUUAAUGGGUGUUGAAUUUUCCAAAGCUGACAUAAUUUGAACCCAUUUUAUACGUUGUUCUGCUUUGGUGGUUCUCCAAAGGCUUUGAUUUAAGUCUGCUUGCUCCGAAGGACUUGUUCGCCGGAGUCGUUGUCUUGCUACAAGGGCAGCUUUGGUGAACUGAUCUUCUGAUGAUGGCUGAAGAAGAUGAUCUGUAUCCAUCCAGGGACAAAAGGAGAAUUCCAAUGUCCAUUUUCUUUAAAAACGCCAGACACAUUUUUAAACUGGACGAACUUGGUUCAGAAAUAGCACAGAUUGCAUUGCCAGCUGCACUGGCUUUGACAGCUGACCCUGUUGCGUCUCUAGUUGACACAGCAUUCAUUGGACAAAUAGGUCCAGUGGAACUUGCUGCUGUAGGCGUUUCUAUUGCUCUAUUCAAUCAAGCAUCAAGGAUUGCAAUAUUCCCGCUUGUCAGUGUCACAACCUCUUUUGUUGCAGAGGAAGAUGCAAUUGGAAGAGUGAGCCCUGAAGGUCAAGAUUGUGAAUACUUGGAAACAGGUUCAAAUACAGACAGUGAGCACAAAGAGUUGAUACCAAAAAAAGGUACAUAUGAAAAUGCAUACAAGUCAAGUGUUGGUAGCUUCAAUAUAGUUAAGAAUGGAAGUGAAAGAAGGCAUAUUCCAUCUGCCUCAUCAGCAUUGAUCAUUGGCAGCAUGCUUGGCCUCAUACAAGCCAUAUUCCUCAUAUCUGGAGCAAAGCCUCUGUUAAACUUCAUGGGAGUCGGUUCUGAUUCACCUAUGCUAACCCCUGCACACCAGUACUUGACAUUGAGGUCACUUGGUGCCCCUGCUGUUCUUCUCUCAUUGGCCAUGCAAGGGGUAUUUCGCGGAUUUAAGGAUACAAAAACACCUUUAUAUGCCACUGUGGCAGGAGAUGUGACAAACAUAAUACUAGACCCACUAUUUAUAUUUGUUUUUCGGCUGGGUGUCAGCGGGGCAGCCAUUGCCCAUGUUAUAUCUCAGUACCUCAUUUCACUUAUACUCUUGUGGAGAUUAAUGGCAAAAGUUGAUCUCUUACCUCCAAGUAUCAAAUAUCUGCAAUUCGGUCGGUUCCUUAAAAAUGGUUUUCUACUAUUAUUGAGGGUCAUUGCUGUGACAUUCUGUGUGACUCUGGCCGCAUCAAUGGCUGCACGCCACGGAUCAACAUCCAUGGCUGCAUUUCAAGUCUGCUUGCAGAUUUGGUUGGCAACAUCACUUCUUGCAGAUGGCUUGGCUGUUGCUGGACAGGCAAUACUUGCAACUGCAUUUGCAAAGAAAGAUUAUGACAAGGCUGAAAUGGCAGCAUCCCGAGUAUUGCAGUUGGGAUUGGUUCUUGGUUUGAUACUUGCAGUGAUACUUGGAGUGGGGCUGCGUUUUGGAGCACGGUUAUUUACACACGACGUUGAUGUCCUCCACCUCAUUAGUAUAGGCAUUCCGUUUGUUGCAGCUACUCAACCCAUCAAUGCCUUGGCCUUUGUUUUUGAUGGCGUCAACUUUGGAGCAUCUGAUUUUGCAUAUUCAGCUUACUCCAUGAUAAUUGUGGCUAUUAUCAGCAUUCUAUGUCUAUUUAUUCUCUCCUCCAGUCAUGGAUUCAUUGGUCUCUGGCUUGCUCUGACAAUCUACAUGAGUCUUCGAGCAUUCGCUGGCUUUUGGAGGAUAGGAACAGGAACAGGUCCUUGGAACUUUCUCCGGAGCUAAAUGGACCUUGGUUAUGGUUUCCAUAGUUUCUUCAUAGAUCUAUCAUCUACUAUUGAAGUUGCAAGUUGAUCCAUGAUUUUAUUCUCACAAAACCUUUUUUUAGUGGGUUAGGUACCUUUCCUUGCUGCUUUCUGUGGCUAAAACAUAUCUCCUCCUCGAUCCUUAUUUGUACAGAAAACUGGAAAAUUUUCAUAACAUGAAUACAGAGAAAUGAAAAAUAGAUCCAUGUUAAUCAAUAUUAGGGAAUGUUGUAAUAAUACUCUCUCAGGCUAUAGUAUGCCUCUGAAAGGCUGUCAGAUCAUAUUCUUUUAAGGGUUACCUUGACA